Molecule: messenger RNA, 3016 nt
Organism: Drosophila suzukii
Lineage: Eukaryota; Metazoa; Arthropoda; Insecta; Diptera; Drosophilidae
Product: protein maelstrom-like
Biological process (GO): male meiotic nuclear division; regulation of miRNA-mediated gene silencing; negative regulation of DNA-templated transcription
Cellular component (GO): P granule; nucleus
Molecular function (GO): sequence-specific DNA binding
Source: RefSeq, a predicted model, not a curated record
AGGACCUUAUUGGACUAUUUAAAAUAAAAAAACUAAAAAUUGUCUAAUUUCUAUCCAACUCAAUCUAAAUUAAUUUAUAGUGUUGUAAGCAAACAUCCUUAACUUGGAUUUAUAGUGCUGAAAAACUCCAGAAAAUCGCUUCGUGAUUAAGUAGCUCAUCCCUAACCAAUUUUUGACAGUCAUCCUGAACAGUCAGACAGACGGGAAUUCUGAAAGCAAAAAGCAAAGCAAGGCAAAGCAAAAGGAAAAAUAUUUUCGCAAGACAGCUACUUCCGAUUUGAAUUAAUUUCUUACUCUCUUAAUUACGAUGGCCCCUAAGAAGAUUAGCGCGUUUAUGUUAUUCGUAACCGAGUGGCGGAAAACUAACGACGGUGGUUUUGAAAUGACCAUAGAUCAGGCUGUGGCCCACUGCAGCGAGAUAUGGAAGGAAAUGACAACUCUGGAGCGGGGCCCAUACUGCUCAAAAGCCAAGGAUGCAAACGGUAUGAAUGGCAAUAGGGUGGAACGCCUCAAUUGCUACGGCCAUCCAGUCACCCACGUGGAGCAGGACAAACGACAGGUCGAGGAUCGCGAAAACCUUCAGAAACGCACCAUCGAACGCAUGGUGAUGGACGCCAAGAACUCUGAUGAUUUGGAGAACGCCAAGUUCGUUUUGGUCGCUUUCAAUGUCUUCACCGAAGACGUAAUCCACGAUGUCUAUGUGCCCGCCGAGUUCUCGGCCUGUGAGUUUUCCCUGAAAGAUGGUGUACGCUCCGUAUAUAGCACCCUGAUAGCUCCUGACUCGCUCAUAUUCGGACACGCUAGCGAUGCGAUCCACCACGCAGCGACGACCCACGAGCUUCCACUGCCACCCAGAGCUCUUGGAGAUCGGAAAAUGCUUAACGUCUUUCGGAACAUCCUUGAGUACCUAAAGAAGUGCCAGUGGGAUGACCGAUUCGUAGUCUUUACGCCAUCAAAAGGUAUUCCCAUGGUCACAAAGUGCUUUAGCUAUUUGGGCGAGGGAUGCGGAGUCGAACUAAUAAAGGUCCUUGACCUGCAUUAUUUGUUCUUCAUGCUUAAGAAGGUGGUAAUGGAUGUCGCCGGAUUUCCCGAUCCUGGAAUAAAUAAACACGUGACUGACAUGAUUUUUAAACGGGACACAUUUGAUCUUGCGCCUGAGAUCGCAUGCCAGUACCACGAGGAGAUCGACCGCACCAAGUACUGUACCCAGAGCAUGGUGACCAGAUGGGCCUAUACCUUCUGUGAUUACAUGUGCGGCAACCUGGCCAUCGCCCUUCAGCCUGGAAAGCACAAGCCCCUGUCCAACGAACCCAAUCCGGAUGCCUCGAUCUCCAUUGAGGCCUUCUGGCAAGAGAUACAAUCCCAAGAUACCGAAAUGACCUCUACCAGCCGACCUUUCGUCGCAUCUAGCACCCACGACCCCACUGACCAUACCGCUUUUGCAUCCGAUUUAAAGGAAGAACGGGAGUCUCCCAGGCUCGGCAGGCGUUUUGCCAGGGGACGCAGAACUUCAGGAGGAUCCAGGGAUACAACCCUGCGCGACCCUUUUUACUCGCCCUCCGGAUCGCGGUUCCGACAAGAGAUCCUAUCCCAAGAUACCGAGACGCCCUCCAGAAGCCAACAUUCCGUCGCUUCUAGCUCAAACGUCCCCACUGAUCAUACCACUUUUACAUUCGAUUUAAGUGAAGUACGGGAGUCUCCCAGGCUCGGCAGGCGUUUUGCCAGGGGCCGCAGAACUUCAGGAGGUUCCAGGGAUACACCCACAGGAUCGCGCUUCCGGCAAGAGAUCCUAUCCCAAGGUACCGAGACGCCCUCCAGUAGCCAACAUUCCAUCGCAUCUCGUUCCUACGUCUCCUCUGACCAUUCCGCGUUCGCAUCCGAUUUGAACGAAGAACGGGAGUUCCACACGACCGGCAGGCGUUUUGCCAGGGGACGUAAAAUUUCAGGAGGAUCCAGGGACCCUUUAUACUCACUGCCAGGACCGCGAUCCCGGAAAGAAAACCAUGCUCAAGAUACCGAGGCGCCUCCCAGCAGCCCAACAUUCGUCGCAUCUAGCUCCUUUGCUGCCACGGACCAUACCUCAUUUGCAUCCGAUUUAAACAAAGACCGGGAGUUUCACAUGAUCGGCAGGCGUUUUGCCAGGGGACGCAGAACUUUCGGAGGAACCAGGAAUACAACACUGCGCGACCCUUUUUACUCACUCCCAGGAUCCGGGAAAGAAAACCAAGCUCAAGAUACCGAGACGCCCUCUACCAGCCGACCUUUCGUCGCAUCUAGCUCCAACGUCUCCACUGACCAUACCGCUUUCGCAUCUGAUUUAAAAGAAGAACGGGAGUUCCACAUACCUGUCAGGCGUUUUGCCAGGGGACGCAGAACUUCAGGAGGAUCCAGGGAUACACCCACAGGAUCGCGGUUCCGGCAAGGGAUCCUAUUCCAAGAUACCGAGACGCCCUCUAGCAGCCUACAUUCCGUCGCUUCUAGAUCCUACGUCCCCUCUGACAAUUCCGCGUUCGCAUCCGAUUUGAACGAAGAACGGGAGUUUCACGCGAUCGGCAGGCGUUUUACCAGGGGACUUAGAAUUUCAGGAGGAUCCAGGGACCCUUUAUACCCACUGCCAGGAUCGCGGUCUUGGAAAGAAAACCAAGCUCAAGAUACCGAGGCGCCCUCUAGCAGCCGACCUCUCGUCGCAUCUAGUUCCUUUGUCCCCACGGACCAUACCUCUUUUGCAUCAGAUUUUAACGAAGAACGGGAGUUUCACAUGAUCGGCAGGCGAUUUGCCAGGGGACGCAGAACUUUCGGAGGAACCAGGAAUACAACCCUGCGCGAACGGAACUCAGGGGCUUGGGAUCUACCGACUUCUUCGCACUCUCUUCUGAAGUUAACCGACAAAGAUUUGAGCAAGAAGAAUGCAAACUAGACCUAACUAUUUCUAAUUUAUUUUCCGAUACACCAAAAAUAUCAUUUGAAUAUCUUUGAUACAUUCACAACACAACACCUAGCAGCAGCGCUCUGCAGA